This is a messenger RNA of Esox lucius (northern pike), 8301 nucleotides long. RefSeq names its product cytoplasmic linker associated protein 1a (gene clasp1a). Lineage: Eukaryota; Metazoa; Chordata; Actinopteri; Esociformes; Esocidae. The transcript has 43 exons. Gene Ontology annotation, molecular function: microtubule binding; kinetochore binding. The coding region runs from base 696 to 5684 and encodes 1662 amino acids. The record is from RefSeq and is a predicted model, not a curated record. Gene Ontology annotation, biological process: mitotic spindle assembly. Gene Ontology annotation, cellular component: microtubule organizing center; cytoplasmic microtubule; mitotic spindle.
UCCAGGAUAUGAAGUAUGCAUCUAGUUGUACUGAAUUGGUUACAGACAUUUUCGUUUAUCUCCGAAAGUCUGUCGAAAUCCAGUUUGACGCGUGCGCACGGUAUCCUCGUUCUUGUCCUGCAAACGGCAUUCCGGGUGGAGACUGAGGUGCCUCGAUGAUACUGUCAUAACCCGACUAUAUUUACAAACCUGUGAAAGACUUCACAUUUUUGCGCAGGACAUGAGCUUCCCGGCAACAGGGACCACUAAGUUAUGAAGUUCAACUCUUCCGGACUUUUCCUACUCUCCACCUCCAGUCACUGUCCGAGUCUUACCAGCGGCCACCGUCUCUGCUCAGUCUUGUACUAGUUCCUUGGCUCAGACUCACAACACAAAGGAGCAGAAGAAAAAAGAGGGAAGAGAAGAAAACCCUCUCCAGCUGCCGUCCAGACACAUGGUGCAUAGCUGCCAUUCCCAAGGCUCCAUCCCCACUGCCCGGCGUUCAGCUAGCUCCUGGCACACACAGCCUACCCUAGGGCCUGCCCAAGGGAUAUAAAUAGGCUACAUCCAUAUAGUGUGUGGAGCGUGCAAUUGUUUUCUUUUUCUUGUCUCAGACACGCUCAGUAGGGGUCACACCCAUUGGUUUUCUUCCUCUCCGCUGCCCGGAAGAGCGGUCUCUAGUGGUGGGACCAAGGAGGGAAGGGGAGGCCGCGACCAUGGAGGUCAAUAUGGAAUAUUGUUUGGCCCAAGUGGUGCAGAAAGACCUGGGGCGGAAGGUGCAGGUGGGACAGGAGCUCAUCGAUUACAUCCUGGAUAAAGACAAGUCCCAGGACCUGGAGCAGGACCAGACGGCGCUGGACAGGAUGGUGGAUGGCAUCGCUGCUACCUGGGUCAACUCCUCUAACUUUAAGGUGGCUUUGCUUGGAAUAGACCUUUUAUCUGCCUUAGUGACAAGGUUACAGGACCGAUUUAGGAACCACGUGGGAACAGUACUGCCCAGUUUGAUAGACCGUCUGGGAGAUUCCAAAGACCAAGUCAGAGACCAAGACCAAAUCCUGCUGCUGAAGAUCAUGGAACAAGCUGCUUCACCACAGUAUGUCUGGGACAGAAUGCUGGGAGGCUUCAAACACAAGAACAACCGGACCAGAGAGGGCGUGUGCCUUUGUCUCAUCUCAACACUCAACAUGUAUGGAGCUCAAGGCUUAACACUCAGUAAAAUAGUUCCUCACAUAUGUAAUCUUCUAGGAGAUCCCACGAGUCAGGUGCGAGAUGGAGCCAUGGGCUGCCUUGUGGAGAUAUACAGACACGUGGGGGAGAGGGUGAGGAUGGACCUCAGCAAAAAGGGGCUCCCACAGUCAAGGUUGAAUGUAAUCUUCAGCAGAUUCGAUGAAGUCCAAAGAUCGGGGAACAUGAUCCCGUCCUCCGGUUCAGAUAAGAACUUCGACGAUGAGGACUCGGUGGACGGGGGCCGGUCCUCCUCCUCUGCGUCCUCCUCCAAGGCGCCCCCUGGUGGGAGACGGACGGGAGCUGCCGCCUCCGUCCGCAGGCCGAGCUCGGCCGCGGCCCCCGGCAAGAUCUCCGCUAAAGACGCCGCCGCAGGUGCCGUGGACGAGGAGGACUUCAUCAAGGCUUUCGAAGAGGUUCCUACCGUCCAGAUCCACUCCAACAGAGAGCUGGAGGACAACCUCUCCAAAGUCCGGGACGUUCUGUCCGACGACAAAAACGACUGGGAGCACAGAGUUACCGCUCUGAAGAAGGUGCGUUCGCUGCUGCUGGCCGGGGCGCUGGACUACGACAGCUUCCCUCAGCAGCUCCGUCUCCUGGAGGCCCCGCUAAAGCUGUCUGCCAAAGACCUGCGGUCCCAGGUGGUACGAGAGGCCUGCAUCACGUUGGGCUACCUGUCCACGUUAAUGGGCAACAGGUUUGACCACUGCGCCGAGACCCUGAUGCCCACGUUGCUCAACCUGGUGCCCAACAGUGCCAAAGUCAUGGCCACGUCCGGGGUGGCCGCCAUUCGGCUCAUCCUAAGGCACACCCACUACCCACGCCUCAUCCCCAUCAUCACCAGCAACUGCACGUCCAAGUCGGUGGCCGUCAGAAGGCGCAGUUAUGAGUUCUUGGAGCUGUUACUGCUGGAGUGGCAGACGCACACGCUGGAGAGGCACGUGGCUGUUCUCACCGAGACCAUCAAGAAAGGGAUCCACGAUGCCGAUUCGGAGGCCAGAUCAGUCGCCAGAAAAUGUUAUUGGGGUUUCCAUGGCCACUACAGCCGGGAGGCGGAGCAUCUGUUCCAGGCUCUAGAGUCGACCUAUCAGAAGGCUCUACAGUCCCACCUGAAGAGUUCUGACAGCAUAAUUUCCCUCCCACAAUCCGACCGCUCGUCCUCCUCCUCUCAGGAGAGCCUCAACCGUCCCCCGUCUGUCAAGAGCGUGAUGGGAGGCAGCAUGUCCCGGGGCAAGAUUGUGACUUCCAGGGUGAACUCCAACCCCAGCGGUUCACUCCAGCGUUCCCGCAGUGACAUCGACGUGAACGCCGCGGCCAGUGCCAAAUCCCGGCUGGUCACUGUGCCCUCAGCUUCUCCCUUCAGCUCAGCGGCUGCUCUGCCCCCAGGGUCCUACGCUUCUCUAGAUGGCACACCGGGUAAAAUGUAUUCUGGUCGUGUGCGUACAAGGAGAACAAGCUCUGGCAGUGCUGUCGGUGCCACUGUUACUGUGACUGACAGCAGGGGGCGCAGCCGAGCCAAAAUGGUAUCCCAGUCCCAGCGAUCCAGAUCUGCUAACCCCACUGGGGGUGGUAAGGCCCGAACUCCAUCCAAUCCGACUGGUAGUCGCUCCAGUUCCCCCGGCAAGCUGCUGGGCCACUCGUCUGGGUACGGACGGAUCACCCGGCCCCCCUCAGCCUCCAGCACCCCAGCGGACAAGAGGAGCAAGGUCCCCCGCAGUCAGGGCUGCAGUCGGGAGACCUCCCCCAACAGACUGGGACUAGCCAGGCUGCGUGGUAAAGCUCUUGUUCCUGGUACUCCUCUCUCCCCCUACCGCACGCUAGCCAGGAGCCGUAUCCCCCGGCCCAGCAUGAGUCAGGGCUGCAGCAGGGACACCUCUAGGGAGAGCAGCCGAGACACCAGCCCUGCCCGGGGCUUCCAGCCCCUCGCCUCCCGGCGUACCUCUCGCUCUACCAGCGCCCUGUCGGCGGCCGACCCCCACGGCCAGUCAGAUCGUUUCGGUUUGAUCCAUCAGGCCCGGAUCUCUGCUUCGGUCAAUGCCAUGCGGGUGUUAAACACGGGCACUGAAGUCGAGGCUGCCGUGGCAGACGCCCUGCUGUUAGGAGACUCCAGAAAUAAGAGGAAGCCCGUGAGGCGGCGCUACGAGUCCCCGGGUAUCUACUCUGAUGACGAUGCCAACAGCGACGCGUCUAGCGCUUGCUCGGAGCGCUCCUACGGUUCCCGGAACGGCGGCGUCCCUCACUACCUGCGCCAGACCGAGGACGUGGCCGAGGUCCUGAACCACUGCGCCAGUUCCAAUUGGUCCGAGAGGAAAGAAGGACUGCUGGGUCUGCAGAACCUGCUGAAGAGCCAAAGAAUACUGAGCCGAGUAGAACUGAAGAGACUAUGUGAGAUCUUCACCAGGAUGUUUGCUGACCCACACAGCAAGGUGUUCAGUAUGUUUCUGGAGACUCUGGUGGACUUUAUCCUGGUGCACAGAGAAGACCUUCAGGACUGGCUUUUUGUGCUACUCACCCAGCUAUUGAAGAAGAUGGGCGCUGACCUCCUGGGGUCGGUCCAAGCCAAGGUCCAGAAGUCUCUAGACAUCACCAGGGAGUCGUUCCCGUUUGAUCAGCAGUUCAACAUCCUGAUGAGGUUCAUUGUGGACCAGACACAGACACCCAACCUCAAGGUAAAGGUGGCCAUCCUAAAGUACAUAGAGUCCUUGGCACGGCAGAUGGAUCCUACAGACUUUGUCAACUCCAGUGAGACCCGGCUGGCUGUAUCUCGCAUUAUUACCUGGACCACAGAACCCAAGAGCUCCGAUGUCAGAAAGACCCUUCAUAACUGGGUGGUGGAGGAGCUGUCAGGCAGGUCCAGUACAGCAGCCUUACUGUCCCAGCAGGCCGGGGAUGGCCACCUGGAAGAGCGCUGUAAGCAGGCAGCUCAGGUGGUCCUGAUCUCUCUGUUUGAACUGAACACGCCAGAGUUCACCAUGCUGCUAGGGGCUUUGCCCAAAACUUUCCAGGAUGGUGCCACCAAACUGCUCCACCACCAUCUCAAGAACUCCAGCAAUACCAGCAGCGUGAGUUCUCCCAGCAACACUAUUGGUCGGACCCCUGUACGCCACACCCCCAGCAGGACCAGCCCUCUCACCUCCCCGACAAACUGCUCCCAUGGAGGGCUGUCUCCCAGUCGGUUGUGGGGUGGGUGUUGGAGUGGCGAUGGGCUGUCUAAGCACCCCCCUCCCCCUCAUCCUCCUCCGCCUCACUCCACCCCCUCCGGCCCCGCCCUCAGGGUCCUCCGCAGAGCGUACUCUCCCAGCAUGUUGGAGUAUGACACAGAGAACAUGAACUCGGACGAGAUCUACAGCUCCCUGCGUGGAGUCACGGAAGCCAUCCAGAGCUUCAGCUACCGCAGUCAGGAGGACCUCAACGAGCCCCGGGGGAAGAGGGACGAUGCGGCGGGACGUGAAGGUGUGGCCUCCUCUCCAGGCUCUGAUGCCCGUUUGGGGCUGGAUGUGGUGGAGGGUGGGCGGACGGCCCUGGAUAACAAGACCUCCCUGCUCAACACCCCAUCUCCCCGCUCUUUCUCCGGGCCUCGGACCAGGGAAUUCGCUCCCUAUGGAUAUGGAGACACCAUCACUUCAUCCUACGACAAGAGUGCCCUGAAGGAGGCCGUGUUUGAUGACGACGUAGAGCAGUUUCGUGACUGCCGUCGGCAGGAGGGCAGUGUUGAAAACAAGAUGGUGCUGCCUAAGGGCUUUGCUCCUGGUUCUCAAGACCACUCAGACCUGGUAGCAGACCUUCUGAAGGAGCUGUCCAAUCACAACGAGCGUGUGGAUGAGCGCAAGGGUGCGUUGGUGGAGCUGCUGAAGAUCACACGAGAGGACAGCCUGGCCGUGUGGGACGAACACUUCAAGACCAUUCUCCUUCUACUGCUGGAGACUCUGGGGGAUAAAGAUCACACGAUCCGGGCCCUGGCCCUGAGGGUACUGAAGGAGAUACUGAGGAACCAGCCGGCACGCUUCAAAAACUAUGCUGAACUCACCAUCAUGAAGACCCUGGAGGCACACAAAGACUCCCACAAGGAGGUGGUGCGGGCAGCCGAGGAGUCAGCCUCCACCCUGGCCGGCUCCAUCCACCCAGAGCAGUGCAUCAAGGUGCUGUGUCCCAUCGUCCAGACGGCCGACUACCCCAUCAACCUGGCCGCCAUCAAGAUGCAGACCAAGGUGAUAGAACGCAUCACCAAGGAGUCCCUCCACCAGCUGCUGCCUGACAUCAUACCGGGACUGUUGCAGGGCUAUGACAACACAGAGAGUAGUGUCCGCAAGGCCAGCGUGUUCUGCCUGGUGGCCAUCUACUCUGUGAUUGGAGAAGAGCUCAAACCACACCUGCAGCUACUGACGGGAAGCAAGAUGAAGUUGCUGAACUUGUACAUCAAGAGGGCCCAGACGACCAACAGCAACAGCAGCAGUUCUUCAGAUGUGUCCUCACACAGCUAGCUGUAGAAGGAGUCUACCUGUCUGUACUUUAGGGGACAUAAUGUGUGUUUCCCAAAUGGCACACUGUUCCCUUGAUUGUGAGUAGGGUGCCAGUUGGUAUGCAGACAAUGUGGGGCCUCUUCCAGACCUCUCCAUUCUGGAGCUUCGUUUCCCAGGUUACCCCACUGGACAACUGGUGACCCCAUUACCUGCUUGGCUCUUCAGUUAUUUAUUUUUUCUCUCUCUAUUUAAUUACUUCAUAAAAAUCUUCCCCCCUGAUGCUUAUUAUGUUGAGCAUUUUCAGAGUAAGGGAAGAAACGUCUCAAAGUGUUAUGUCCAUAUUGUCCAUUAACAAUGGUAUGAUCCAGUAGCAAUGAGAUAAUAUUGAUUCCAGCUAGAACAACAUCCCUGCAAUUGUAAUUGAAAGAACAGACACAACCUGAAAGGUCACAGUAGAAUAAUACUGUUGCUUUUAACAAGCAAACCCCAAUUCCCACAGGAGACCAGAUCACAUUUGAUUUGUAAUAAGAAUCAUCUGGCUAGCUGUGAUAAUACAAAGCCCUGAUAUACAGGUUUGAAAUAAUAAAAAAAACAAUAAGGCAGCAAUAUUGUAGAAUUCUAAUUGUUUUAUUAUUAUUUUAGGAAUGAUUUUGUACAGUCCUAAAAAAUAAAGUGUUAUAGAGUAGACCAUUUAAGUCAAUAAUCAUUAUGAAAUCUACUUUGAUUAUUAGUAGUCAUUGGUUUGGGUAAAAUGAGAGAGGGAACCAUUUUAGGUCGGCUUGCAGCUAUCUGCUUAGCUGUAUCAGGAGGGGAAAUAUAUAAGUACUAUAUAAAGACAUAUUUGAGAAAUAUACAAUGUGAAAAUUAACCUGUUCAAAAUAUGAAAAGAGAUAAAGAUGGCGGAAAUUCAAUCUGUCGUUCUAACUCACAGUCAGUUAUGUGUGAAGUUAACUCCAUUUCCAUGGUCAAAUAAAUACCGUUAUUUACUUAAGACAAGUAAAUAAAAGUGACAUUCCCUUAGUCAAAUGAAGUAUAAUUUAAUGGACCUAUCAGAUAUUACAAAACUGGGCCGUCACUCAUGACCACAAGCAACGUUGCCAAUGAAAACACUUAACAAGUCCCAAGGGUCAAAUUUAGUCAUUUGAAACUUGAGUUGCCAGAUUAUGGCAUUUUACCUGUUAAAUAUGAUACUGCUGCUUGAAUGUAUACUUUUAUGGCGAGAAAGCCCAUUGAUAGUGUAGAUAAUUCAAUGUUCCAGGCUAUGUUUUUGAAAGAAAUUAGUGGAUUAUUUGAGGCAGAAUUUAAAGACACUACAGGCUAGUUUCCUGGACAUGGAAUAAUACUUGACCUGAAUUAAAACAUAUUCUCAAUAGAGAAUAUCCAUUAAAAGUGUGAUUUAGCAUUAGUCUUUCUGUGUCCAGGAAUCUGUCCUUUCUAGGCCUUAUGUUACAUUGUCUUCAGUAAUGUUUGGAACUGAGUAAUGUUGAAAGAAGAGCAUGGAUGUACAUACAAAAGCUCUUAUCUCUUAAAAACAUCAUUUUCUUACCCCAGGAAUUACAAUAAACAAGCUUGCAAACCGAUGAAUAAUCUUCAACACAGUAAAGCCAAUAUGAGUUGUUUUUUUCAGUAUUACGCACUACUCGCCCACCCUCCACGUAACUCCAGCUUUUGCAAUAAAGAAAAUACCAUGAGGAGCAAACGAAGUAUUUUGUACAUAAAUCUUGAUAAAUCACUACUUCGCAACUUUCACAAAAUGAAACACAAAAAAAGUCAGCUAUCUCACUUUUUUGCACGUUAGUGAAUUAGCUUGCAUGUUUUUGGACAGCACAUCUACUUUUGCAUUGUCUGCAAUCAAUGGGUCCUAUUUUGGUUGUUUGAAGUGCACUUGUAAUGUCAUCAGUUCAUUCAGCCUUUACCACAGUUUAAUUCUCAUUUGACAUGGUGGAGGGUAGAACCCCGGCAAUACACUCCCAGUGCUCUGUGAGUUGACCAAAACAAGAUGGUGUUAGUCCAACACCACUGUACAACACUACAUUACACGCCUGCCUCAAUACCUGUACAGUACUGGAAUAGCAACUUAGUCCUGCUUAAGUACAGUACUACACAUUUGGGCAUGUAGCUUUAUGAAAAUAUGUUGUGUGUGCGGGUGUGUGCGUGCGUGCGUGCGCCUGGGUACUACAGUAGUGUCUGGCAUCUAUUCCCACCUGCUCAACAGUUCAAAUGACAUAAUUGUUUGCUUUGUUUUCAAACGGAGGCCUCCAUUCUUUAGCAAGUCAUUUUAUUUGAUUUUGUGUCAGGGAAAAGCCGACGAUUCUGUUAAAGACAAAGUACAGUUUUGGCUGAUGAACCGUAAUGAUCUGGGUUGUUCAUGGUGUGCAUCAUAUGCUGAUGUCAUCAAGAGAAGGUAUAUAUCUAGCAAUCUGUUCACGAUGCAUGUUAUUGUUUAUUUCUUUCGCUUCAUUUUUGUCAUGUAAGAUUUAUAUCUGUAUUUAUAUAACUAUUUUUUGUUUGUUUUUCAUGACAACUUGUACAGAAGGGUUUUGUUAACAUCCACCUGUGAUAGAUGAUUCGCAACAAUGUACAUUCAUUUGCUCUAGAAAUAAACAAACAUGGAAGUUCAUUAACUUGUUAUAAUAUA